CCGGAAGGUGCAGUCACAGACGGCCUCCGGUGCUUCAGACAUCCAGGCGGAAAGAUGUCAUCAUUGCCAAGAAGAGCAAAAUUAAAGGUCCAGGCUGCCGCAUCCAAAGAUGAAUGUUCUUUCUUCUCGGAGUUAUCAUCUUCGUCUGAAGAAGAUGACAAGGAAGAUAGUGUUUGGGAGCCCCAAAAGAAAGUCCCCAGAAGCCGUAAGCAGCCUGUUCCCAAGGAAUCUAAGCCGAAGAGGAUGCCACGGGUAAAGAAGCACAGCCCGAAGAUCAGUGAUGGCUUAGAAGACGUGGUUGUUAAGGAGGAGCUGAAUAGCUCUGUGGCUAUUGCUGACGUCAAUUUGGAAGAGGGAAAAAAUGAACCGGAUACUGUGCAGGCUCCGAAAACAGCAAAGACAAAGCGGAAAAGUUCAGCUCAGUCACCUUUAGCUCAGAGGACCAAAAAGCUGAAAGUUGAAGAAACCAGCAAGGGCACCAAUGCAGAGGGUGGAAAUACUACUCCAGAGAUGCCGUCCACAAGCACCGAGUGGGAAAGUGCAUGCAAGAAGGGAAAGAAUGAAGACGACUUUACAUUUGGUCAGCCCCCUCUGAAGAAAAUGAAGACGGAAACGUGUCCCCAGGGGCAGCCUGUCAGGUUUCCAGCAAGUGCCAACAGUGUUAAGGAGGAGGUGGAGAUGCACUGGGACAUCGUGCAGGUUUUAUCUGAGAGAACUAAUAUAGAACUUUGGGUUUGUGCCAACAUCAUUCGUCUCUUUAAUGAUGAUAAUACUAUUCCCUUCAUUAUCCGUUACCGAAAAGAGCUCAUUAAUAACCUUGACGCCGAUUCCUUGAGAGAAGUUCAACAAACCCUAGACGAGCUGCGGGCUGUUGCAAAAAAGGUUCAUAGUACAAUUCAGAAAAUUAAGAAGGAUGGGAAGAUGUCUGAGUGUUUGUUAAAAGCCUUGCUGAACUGUAAAACUUUUGAAGAACUAGAACAUGUGUCUGCCCCAUAUAAAACUGGGAGCAAAGGCACCAAAGCCCAGAGAGCCAAACAGUUGGGAUUAGAAGGAGCAGCCAGGACACUGCUUGAAAAUCCAGGGGCACUCAAUCUACUAUCUUAUAUUAAACCCAGUGUGAAAGGGCUUUCAGCGCUCCAGGAUAUUGAAACAGGAGUGCAGCAUAUUUUAGCGGACAUGAUUGCUAAAGACAAAGACACACUUGACUUCAUUCGGAAAUUGUGCCAAAAUAGACACAUUUGUAUCCAGUCAUGUCUUGCAAAAGUGUCCUCAAAAAAGGUAAAUGAGAAAGAUGUUGACAAGUUUCAGCUCUACCAGAAUUUUUCGUGCUCCAUAAGAAACAUCCAUCAUCAUCAGAUUCUGGCAAUUAACCGUGGAGAAAAUUUGAAGAUAUUGACAGUCAAGGUCAACAUUCCUGAUGGAGUGAAGAAUGAGUUCUGUAGAUGGUGUAUCCAAAACAGGUGGAGACCACGUGGUUUCGCCAGGCCAGAGUUAAUGAAGGUCUUACACAAUUCACUGGACGAUUCCUUUAAACGCCUUAUCUAUCCUCUCCUCUGUAGAGAGUUCAGAGCCAAACUAACCUCAGAUGCAGAAAAGGAAUCAGUGAUGAUGUUUGGACGGAAUCUUCGCCAGCUCCUUUUAACAAGUCCUGUUCCAGGGCGCACCUUGAUGGGAGUGGAUCCUGGUUAUAAACAUGGUUGCAAGUUAGCUAUAAUUUCUCCUACCAGUCAGAUACUUCAUACUGAUGUAGUCUACUUGCAUUCUGGACAAGGCUUCCGAGAGGCAGAGAAAAUAAAGAGGCUUUUACUGAAUUUCAGUUGCAGCACAGUGGUGAUUGGAAAUGGCACCGCCUGCCGGGAAACAGAAGCUUACUUUGCUGACCUGAUAAUGAAAAAUUACUUUGCGCCACUGGAUGUUGUUUACUGUAUCGUCAGUGAAGCGGGAGCUUCCAUCUACAGUGUUAGCCCUGAAGCUGACAAAGAGAUGCCGGGACUGGAUCCCAAUUUGCGGAGUGCAGUUUCCAUAGCAAGGCGUGUACAAGAUCCAUUAGCUGAGCUAGUGAAAAUUGAGCCGAAGCACAUUGGAGUUGGAAUGUAUCAGCAUGAUGUAUCCCAGAUUUUACUCAAGGCAACACUGGACAGUAUCGUAGAAGAAUGUGUCAGCUUUGUGGGAGUGGAUAUUAACAUCUGUUCAGAAGUUUUGUUAAGGCAUAUCGCGGGACUCAAUGCCAACCGAGCCAAAAAUAUCAUUGAAUGGCGAGAGAAAAACGGGCCCUUCAUCAACCGAGAACAGCUAAAGAAAGUGAAAGGGCUAGGUCCCAAAUCCUUCCAGCAAUGUGCUGGCUUCAUCAGGAUCAACCAGGAUUAUAUUCGAACAUUUUGCAGUUACAGUAGUCAGCACACCGAAUCGUCAACAGGUGUUGAGGGCACAAAUGAGAAGCAAGGCAAGAAAAAGAGCAAAACUCCAGUGAAUGUUGUGCUGAAGCCAAAUCCUUUGGACCAAACUUGUAUUCACCCGGAGUCAUAUGACAUAGCAAUGAGGUUCUUAUCAUUCAUUGGAGGGACAUUGUGUGAGAUUGGAAAGCCUGAAAUGCAACAAAAAAUAAAUUCGCUGCUUGAAAAAGAAGGCAUAAAGAAAACUGCAGAAGGAUUGCAAACGACAGUACACACCUUACAGGUCAUCAUCGAUGGCCUCAGCCAGCCUGAAAGCUUUGACUUUAGAACAGAUUUUGAUAAACCUGAUUUUAAGAGAAGCAUAGUCUGCCUGGAAGAUCUGCAAGUUGGGACAGUUCUUACAGGCAAAGUCCAGAAUGCCACUUUGUUUGGAAUUUUUGUGGAUAUAGGGGUAGGGAGAGCAGGGCUGAUUCCUAUACGAAAUGUAACAGAAGCAAAACUUUCUAAAACAAAGAAGAGAAGGAGUCUUGGACUGGGCCCUGGAGAAAGAGUGGAAGUCCGAGUACUCCACAUCGACGUCCCCCGAUCUAGGAUUACCCUGGACCUCAUUCGGGUGUUGUGAGCAUCCCACUGAAGGCCAAACACCGGCUUUACUUCUUCAUUCUAUGUGUUGACAAGGGUGGUUCAGAUGUCUGUGAAUUCUACAUAGCAGAUGAGAAAGUAGUAUCAGAAGUACUUUCCAAACACUUCCCUUAUAUUUCCUCCUGAAUAAAUAGAAAACUAAUAGUGUGAUUUCUUUUCCCCUUAAACAAAACACUUAAUAGACACCAUUAUGUGACUUUCUGUAGUCAUGAUUUUCUAAGUUUUAUUUUUUUGUAAUUGAUCUUUGGCUCUUUUUACAUUUUAUAUAACCGAUUGCUUCACUUCUACGAGUCCAGCUGCCUGCUGGAUUUGUGUGGAAUUGUCUUCUUGAUUUGAAUUGUAUAAUGUUUCUGGACACAGUAGGGCUAGCAAAGUUUAAUCCUCCCAUUUUAUAGAUUUUUUUUUUAAUCGGACCUUUUGGACUUGCUUCAUGAUUUUGUAGUAAUCUUUAUUCUUUCUUACCAAGGAAACCAAAAGUAUACCAGUAAAACAUAUCCUGAUUUGUUUUUACCAUCAAGUGGAUAGUUCAAAACAUUUCUCAGAAGGAUAUAUGUAUUGAUCCUUGCAAUAAAAUUUUGUGUCUAGUGAACUUGUUUUUGCUCUCCUGCUUCAGUGAAUGGACUAGAUCAGUUUUCAGGAAAGAAGACGUGGCACAUAUUCAUGCAAACAUCGUAUGAAAAGACUGUGCCUUUGGGGAAGAGGGAGGCCUCUGCAUGUUUUAGGAAUAGCUUUCUGUGCAUAGCUUACCACAGAAGGACAUAUUUAUUCUUAAGCAACAGGACUGAACUUCAAAUGGGGAUAGAAAUGGCCUUCCUAAAGAUUGAAUAUAGACAGAAUGUUUGCCUCGAGCAUUGUGCUAUCAUAAAGAAAUAUCUGUGUGAGUUUAAACUGAAAACAGUUAAUCUAAAGCCCAGAUGAGAACUCUUUAAGGGGCAGAGAGCCUAAAUUAAUGUUGAUGAAACAAUAUGGGUAUAGAUAGUGAGCAUGUGAUACAGCGUGAAGUAUAUAACCAAUGUCAUUGAACUGUUCAUAUAGAAAUUGUGAAUGAAUGUAUGUUUGGUUGUGUAUACUACCACCAAAAAUAAAUAUUAAAAAAGGAAGGAAGAACUGAA
This is a messenger RNA of Loxodonta africana (African savanna elephant), 4147 nucleotides long. RefSeq names its product S1 RNA binding domain 1 (gene SRBD1). Bases 55 to 3015 code for a protein of 986 amino acids. The record is from RefSeq and is a predicted model, not a curated record. The transcript is spliced from 21 exons. NCBI's taxonomy places the organism in Eukaryota, Metazoa, Chordata, Mammalia, Proboscidea, Elephantidae. Gene Ontology annotation, biological process: translation; nucleobase-containing compound metabolic process. Gene Ontology annotation, molecular function: mRNA binding; structural constituent of ribosome.